AGGCAGGAGGGAACGGCUGGUUGCAGGUUUCUCUCGGCCUGGUCCCGCGCGGCCCCGCCGAGGCGGCGACCAAGGUGGGUGCGGGGCCGGGGCCCGGGCCCGGGCCCAGGACACGCGGGGACUCUCGGGAGCCGUGGGCCAGGCGCUUAGCCGGCCACCUCGGGCCCUGUCCAGGCUCAGGCGCUCCAGGGCUGCUCUGCGGGCCGCGUGCGAGAGGGACUCUCGGGAGGCCCCGGGGCGCCGCACCCACUUCUUCCCACUUGGGCCUCCCGCGGGCGCCCGGCUUCCGCUCCUCUGGCCAGCGUGGGCCUCCCAGGCCCCCUCGCGGCUCUCUCCAGAGCAGGAGCCCCACCUUGGGCCGCCCCUCUCACACCUGCCGUGGGUCUGGUACGCGCCCUUGUGUUGGACUCCGCGCCCGCGCGCGUGGGAGGAAGCCAGGACUCCCGGGCGACCGGGCCAUUCCUGUGGUUUGUGUCAGUUCCACAGCAGCACGUGGGCACUUUCCACCGUCAGCCACUGGGCAGCCCGGGGCACUCCUGCGGCGUCUCUUGGUCCUCUCCAGGGCAGGGGAAGGUUGGGCAGUCCUGGGCGGCCAGCACCCCGGCGUGCAUGUCUCCUGAGCAGCUGCCCAUCGGGCCUCUGCUGGCCUGGCGGGUCCAAGAUGCAAGGCCGGCGGGAGCUGGGGGGAGAGCCUUUGAGUGACCUCCAGGAGGAAGCAGCCAGCGCUUCCCUCCGAGUGGCACCUGAGAGGCUAAGUGAUGACAGUUUGGAAUGGAGACGGACCUGCCCCGACCUUCUCCUGUCCGAUGGGAAAGCCAGCAUCUCCAUGCCCCGUGAGGGCGGUUCCACCUGCACUGCCCGAUGUCCUGACCCUCAGGAACACAGCAGCACUUGGGGCGAGUUUGAAGGCUUUCGGGAAUCUUCAGCCAAGUCUGGACAAUUCUCACAGUCCCUUGAACUCCUCGAGGGACCCACAGAACCCCAGCCACCGAGAACCACUUCUGCCCCAAAAGAGUGCAGUUCUCACCAACCAUGCCAGGGUGGAUCUUGGGUGACAGGAACUUCUGCCGUCCCACCUUCUGAGCCCAUUCUCAGCUAUGAGAACAUUUUAAAGUGUGCUUUUCAAGAAAUAACAGUCCAGCAGGCAGCUGAAGACGUUUCCACCAUAGACCAUUUCCUAGAAAUAAGCAGUGAAGAAAAACCUGGCCUUGGAUGUGUACAUAAACUGUGUAACGAAUCCAGAAAACUCUGGAGAGCCCUUCAGAGCGUACACACCACGUCUGCUUCUCAGUGCCUCUGGAGCGAGUCCCGUUGCCAGGAGAACUUCUUUCUUGUUCUCAGAAUAGAUGCUGCACAGAAGAACCUUUCUGGAGGCCAGGGCCACAUCAUGGAAGAUUGUGACCUCAAAGAGCCUGAAGGACUCCUCACUGUCAGCAGCUUCUGUCUCCAGCAUUGCAAAGCCCUGAUCCAGACCAAGGGCAGACACGCAAAUUGUGAACACCACUGCAGGGUGCCAAGGAAUAUAAAUACCAUCCGGAAAGACUCUUAGGCCAGAGGACCCAGGAUAUGGGUGGGUCACGCAGGAGAAGCCAGGCAGAGAAGAGAGCUGCAGGGAAACUGAGACGCCAGGUCUGGAUGACGAGGCUGGAAGGAUGAGGCAGGACCAGGCUGUGACUGUUGGGCCAGGGGAUGUUGACUCCUCCUAGGCAGCUGUCGUGAACGGAUCUGACUGGCGGCUUCAGUCAUAGGCCGCUUACCCUACACAGGGUCUGCCCACAGCUUUUCUCUCAUGAGCCGUGGUUCUUGCCACAGAGUCACUUCAUCACAUCAUCACAGCCGGGCUCAAGGCGGAAGAGGAGGUGGGCAGAGAAGGGGACUUCUUCCUGCAGCUCUCUCUUUUAUCAGGGGGAAGAAAAGCUUUUCUGGGCUGGAGUCUGGAGCCCACCCUCAGACCAGGUAUUGCAGGAGGGGUGAGAUGGCCAGGCCUAGCUCACCUGGUUUCCUGCUCACCCUGGAGACCCAGGACCCUGGAACAGUCAGGGCUCAUUGUGUACACCCAGGAGAUGGUGGGAGGGGCGCAUGGGCAGCUGUGAGCAUGAAGAGUGACAUGCAGGGAGGCGCAGGGGUAAAGUACUGCCCUGUGGCCUGGUAGGAGGUGACAAGGACCUGAGACUGAGCUGGGACAGCAGGAAGGUUGCAUAGCACAGGAGGCGGCCAGGGUCAGCUUCUGGGCAAAAAUUUGGCAUGAAUGUGGCACUGCCCCCAGCUGACGUGGGGUGGGUUCCCUGGAUGGUCAGCACACAGGUGACGGGCGACAGGUGCCAUGGGGCAACAGGAGAGGGCCCUCAUCGGCCAUCUUCACAGGCUGUCCAUCUUUUUGAAAAGCACCGUAGCACAGGAGGGUUAUCCUAGAGCAGCAGGCUGUAAAGAAAUGUUUAUGGCUGUGUUGUUCACAACAGCCGAUGGGGGAGACGUCCAGCCGCAGCUGUUUGGGGGAAGUCUGUGGUGUAGUCCAAGAGUGGCCACUGGAGGGCUGUGAGUGUGGAGGGUAGUGGCAGCCUCCACCAGGGAGUGCCAGACACGUAGCACAAGGGCCAGAGACCCCGCCUAAGAUGUGGGCCCACUGCUGUCUUCGGGGCUGGCUGCAGGCCAGAGCCACAGACUGCACCAUGAGGAAGCCCCAGCAUGUUUUCCCUGGGCGCCUCUCUGGUGACAUCCCAUGAUGAGAAGGUUUCUAAGAGGAGAACCAAGGAGAGAACACUAGGGGGCCGAGAGGCAGGGGGCGGCCAGGGGCAAACGCCCAAGCUAGCGCUUCUCAUUGCCCGGGGUGCGCGUGCCUGACUGCUGUCCUCUCA
Molecule: messenger RNA, 2855 nt
Organism: Gorilla gorilla gorilla (western lowland gorilla)
Lineage: Eukaryota; Metazoa; Chordata; Mammalia; Primates; Hominidae
Gene: CLBA1
Product: clathrin binding box of aftiphilin containing 1
Exons: 5
Coding region: 662-1549 (295 amino acids)
Biological process (GO): intracellular transport
Cellular component (GO): AP-1 adaptor complex; trans-Golgi network membrane
Molecular function (GO): clathrin binding
Source: RefSeq, a predicted model, not a curated record